This is a messenger RNA of Osmia lignaria (orchard mason bee), 3603 nucleotides long. RefSeq lists its product as uncharacterized. NCBI's taxonomy places the organism in Eukaryota, Metazoa, Arthropoda, Insecta, Hymenoptera, Megachilidae. The record is from RefSeq and is a predicted model, not a curated record.
AGUUGUAUGAAACUGAUCCUUGAAUAUUCAAAACCAAUCGGAAAAAAGUAUAAAAAGAUACUGUUGAUUGUUUGUUGUUUGUUUGCAAAAUAAAAAUGAAUACAAGAUUAAUUUUAUAGAUACGUGGAUAUAUACAUACACACAAGUGUGAUUACUAAAACGUUACAGAAUUAAAUAUAAAUUUAAAGAUAUAAAACCAUAGUGUAUACAUAGAUUUAGCACUUUUUAUAGCAUGGUAAAGGGUGAAAUUAUUUAUUUGCAAUAAUAUUGCAGUUAUUAAAAUGUAUCUGAAUGUUAUUAAGUAGAUUAAGUAUGAAUAAACCAGCAAACAAUAUAUUUAUUGCAUAUGUACUGCAUUAUUGUUAUUAAAUAAUUGUCUUAUUCUAAAUUAAAAAUCAUUGAUACGCUUGUGGUGACAACAAAAUAACAACAUUUUAUUAAUGUCGUCCAUAUGUCACAAAGAUGAAUCUUCACCUGAACUAUUUUUCCAAAGUGUAAAUGGAUACAAAUUGAAGUUAAUUGACAAAAAUACAUCAGCUAGAAAUGUUAUGAAAUUUGUCUUGUAUAGGAAUCCACAUCUGAAUGUCAAUGUGACCCUUAUUUUAAUUCUUGCAAGUUUGUUCUUGUGGAAAGUAUUUAACAUUUUAAUAUCACUUAUUGUAUUCAUAUUAAUUUUGAUAAUACAAUUCAUUUACUUUAUCACAUCUGUAAAAAAAGACACAUUAUUAGUAGUAGAAUCUGUUGGCAUAUAUACAGAAGGAAAAAGAGUAUUUUAUGGUUUAAGUUCAUCUAAAUUUGUUCCUUGGGAUACAGUGGUUGAUGUAUUUAUUAAUGAAGUUAUAAAAGGACAAAAGGUGUUGUAUUUUCUUACAUUUAUAGUGAGGGAAUCAUUUGGUGGAAAGGAUUCAUUGAAAUUGGUUCCCUUAUUUCAAGAAUUAAUACCUGAAAGAAAAUGCCUGGAAUAUAUGUACGAAAAGCUAGCUGGCUUGAUUGGACCCAAAAAGGGGAGAAUACAAUUUUAACAGUGCCUGGUUCAUACUGGUUAUGUCAUAAAAGCAACAUAUAUAAGUUUAUUUUUAGAUAUCAUCGUAUAACUAGAAAUGUAAAACAAUUCAGUUUUGGUAAAGAGUUGAUGAACGUAGUCAGAAGGAUCAUAAAGCAUCAGCCUCGUCAAGGACAACAAUUCGGUACAACGCAUCUCUUAGUUACUUACAACUAUGCAUCAUGGACUAGACAAGAUAAAAUGUUUGCAAUGAUAAAAUUUAAAGAGCGAUCUGUCGCAGCAUUUUCUCAUGCAUUUGUCUUGACUAUAAAAGUGUGCUGCCCUUUGGAAAGUACAGAUCGGAAUACAAUACAUGUAGCUACUUCUCUUUCUAAUGAAUGUUCGAUUCCAUCCAUUGAAAAUUCAAAUAAUGCACAUCCACAUGAAACUAAAAUAGAAAACGAAAGUAAAAAGGAUUUGUUAUAUUCUUGCAAUAAUACCUCCAAAAAAAAUGCUCAAUGUAAUGAUACACAAGAAAAAGUUUUAGAAUUAAAGAAUAAAGAAUCUAUGAAAAAGAAAAGGAAUAAUGAAAACACUAAUAAAUUUAAUAAGUCUUUGAAAGAUAAUACAAUUAAAUUGAAAGAAGGGAAUGUGAAUAAAGAUGUACAUAAUUCAAUGUUAUUAGAUACUAAUUCGAUUAUUAUUGAAGGGGAUGAAAUAGAUGAAGUAGAUGAAGUAGACGAUCAUUCAAUUGAUUUUAUAUAUUUAGAAAAGACAAACAAUAAAGAUGAGACACUUUGUGUUGAAAAAACUAAUGUAAAUACUACUGAAUCGGAUAAACAUCAGACUGAGAAAGAAUCCACUGAUUACAAAACCAAUUUGGUAUCAAAUAGCAAUAAUAAUAAUAGUAUUGUUGAUAAUGCUAAUACAGAUUCUGUCAAUUUACCAUACCAAUAUUUGAUAGAAAAAGAAAUAGAAAAUGAAAAACAUAACGCAUCAGAUUUCAAAAAUUGUUUGCAGGAAACUAAAAACAGUAAAAGAUCAUGUGAUCAACACGAACAGAAUUCUAAAAAACAUAAGUUGGAAGAUGUAAAUGAAGAUGAAAAGGAUUUAUCUACUUCUAAAAAACGAAAAUGUACAGUAGAUAAUAUAACGGCACGUUCUUCUGAUAUUACUAAUUUGGUAAUGGAAGGAUUAAUGUUUACAAUUCGACAAGGACAAGAUACCGUAGCGGUUAUUGAACAGAAAACUAAAUUGGAUGUAGACGAAGUGUUAGAAAAUUCUGAAAAAAUUGAAACACAAGAAGGUGAAAAACGUUUACGCAAUUCUAGUUUACUUGGAUUAGAAAAUUUAAUAACAAUGAUUGAUUUACCAAAGCAAAUUACAAAUGGAUACAAUGAUCAAAACAAAAGUAUUCAACAAGAUAUUUCAAAAAACCAAUCAUUAAACAACCAUCCAUUUGAUACUGUAAAAUGUUUUUUAAAUGAUAUACAAUCGAAAUCCUCGUAUAAUAAUUCUCCUUUACCUAGUACAAGUGUUUCGAGUAACAAUACAAAUUUAUACAUUACAAAUAAUUGCCAGUAUCUUGCACCAGAUGAUGCCUAUAAAUUUGAAGAAAAUAUGAAAUUUGAAAAACAUAAAUAUUUAAACCAUACAAAAGAAGAGGAAGAAGAAGACAUAAUACCAGAAGCACUACAGAAUAAUAGUUUUCAGUUACCAAUAAAUUCUUUAAAAGAAGUAUAUGAAUUUAAUGCAAAAUUUAUGGAAAAUGAUAAAUGUACUUUCUUUCCCAGCAACAGUUUAUCACCAUACAAGUGUCUGAAUGCUCACUCUUCAAAUGAAGUUACGAACACAUCUGUUACAAGUAAAUCGCUUAAAUUAUGCAGUGAUAAUGUAAAAACUAAGAUAAAUGCUCCAACAAUAAUUUCAAAUCAAACUAUUGGUAUGACAGAAAUACCUUUACCGCUACAAAGAAUAUUAAAAAAUAAAUUAUCAACAAGUAGUAUUCCUCUAAUUAAGAACAAUAAAACGGAUAAACGGAAUAUUCAAGUUCAUGAAAAGGUGCCUAAAAUACAAUCACAUGAGAAAGAAAAAAUUGUUUGUAAUGUACAUUCAGAAACUAAAAGUCACAAUGAUCACAAUAAUGGUGAAAGUGAAAGCAUGUCGCCUGCUGUAUCAAAGAUUGAAAUAAAAAAUACAACUUCAGAAAAAAAAUCGAAAAAUGUGGAGGAAGUAUCAUCAAAUAAAAUACAAGACAUUACAGAAGAAUUUUAUCAAGAUCUAUCAUACCUGCAAAAGAAAAAGCAUUUACGUAAUGAAAAGUAUGUUGAAUCAAGGAAAAGCCCAUUAAAUGCAUUGAGGAAUACAAAUUAUGGUGACAUGCAUCUAGAAGUGGUAAAACUUUUUCAAGAUAUUACAAGGGGUGCCAAGGUUGUUGUAAAACGUAUAAGUAUAAAUAAAUGUUCAUAGGUUAAUAGAAAGUUCCUGUUUAGCCAGAUGCACUACUAACUUAAAAAAACAAGUGUCAUAUUAUUUAAUCAAUAGAUACUAAGUAGUAUAAUUAAAAUUUUUUAUACAUGUAUUUCACGCAAUCGGUGUGAAUAAUAAAUAAAUGUAUAAUA